CAAACAAACAGUUCACAAAAUUUACAAACUUACCUUUUUUAAUAUUUUCCUAGAAAAUGGUGCACUCAAAUAAUAAAAGCCAUUUUCCCGGUGGAUAUUGGUGUCUUGGAAUUGUAGCAUGGUCACCUCAAAAUCCUCUGCAGGUGACGCGUUGCACAAACGGGGUAGAGUCAGUCAUUCAGGCACGCGGCGUUCCUCAGUCCCAGACAGAUCUCCCUCGUUCUCCCCAAUUCAGCUUUACCGUUGCACUGUGGUCUGUGGACGGAGCUUUUGUAGAUCUCUGCAAAUAACGGAGCUGGAGGGCUUUUGAAUCGAGUAGCGCAGAGGAAAAUGGCGGGCGGAGCUGCUGGAGGGUUUGUCACUAGAGCCUUCGAGUCCAUGCUCAAGGAGUGUGCCAACAAGAAGUACUCUUCUCUCCAGACAGCUAUCCAGACAUAUUUAGAUGGUGCAAAAGUGUCCAGUGAGCAAUCAUCACCCGUUGAGAGUAAUGAAGCAGCAUCAACGGACAGUCAGAGCUCUCCUGAAAUGGAUGCAAGAAUUGGUGAGGCUCACUCAUCUGCAGCCUCACCAAGCGGGAACAUCAUUACAGCUUUAGCAGAGGCAGGUCACACACUAACUAGAGCUGAUGCAGAGCUUGUUCUCAGUCCACUGAAACAUGCAUUUGAGACGAAGAAUAUAAAAAUUAUGGAGCUUGCUUUGGAUUGUCUUCAUAAACUCAUUGCAUAUGAUCAUUUGGAGGGAGAUAUUGGUUUUGAAAAUGGGAAAAGUGUGCCACUGUUUUCAGACAUCUUGAACAUGGUCUGCAGUUGUGUGGAUAAUAUAUCACCUGACAGUACUACUCUUCAAGUACUGAAGGUACUUCUUACUGCUGUUGCAUCCACCAAGUUUAGAGUUCACGGGGAACCAUUGCUUGGAGUGAUCCGCGUGUGCUAUAAUAUUGCUCUUUACAGCAAGUCCCCAAUAAAUCAAGCGACAUCAAAAGCUAUGUUAACACAGAUGCUUAGUACUGUAUUCAGGCGGAUAGAAACUGACCUGAAAGUGGUUGGUUCGGAAAGUGUAACCAGAUCAAAGUCUGAGGAGUUGCCUUCGGAUUACCAGAGCCAGAAAGAUCUGGUGUUAGAAGAUGCUUCUUCUGCAAGUGUGGAGGAACUUCAGAAACUUGCUGGUGGGGCUGACAUUAAGGGUUUAGAGGCCGCUCUUGAGAAAGCUGUUCGUCUUGAAGAUGGCGAAAAGGCAAUAAGAGGAAUCGACUCAGAAAGUCAGAGGAUUGAGCGACUUGAUGCAUUACUUCUUUUCCGUACCCUUUGCAAGAUGGGUAUAAAAGAAGACAAUGAUGAAGUUACAACUAAAACCCGCAUUCUAUCAUUGGAGCUUUUACAGGGUUUGUUGGAAGGUGUUAGUCAAUCAUUCACGAAAGAUACUGAUUUUAUCGAUUCUGUUAAAGUAUACAUUUCUUAUGUAUUGCUGCGAGCUUCGGUGUCACAGACUCCUGUCAUAUUUCAGUACGCAACAGGAAUCUUCUCUGUACUUUUGUUAAGAUUCAGGGAAAGCCUCAAGGGCGAAAUUGGGGUUUUCUUCCCAUUGAUUGUUUUGCGCCCAUUGGAUGGACAAGACCUGAACACAAGAGCAAGUGUUCUCAAAAUGCUAGAGAAAAUAUGCAAGGACUCACAGAUGCUUGUUGACCUUUAUGUGAACUAUGAUUGUGAUCUCAACGCUCCUAACUUAUUUGAGCAAAUGGUGGCCGCCUUAUCAAAAAUUGGCCAAGGGACUCAAAGUCCUGAUCCGAACUCUGUAGCUGUGUCUCAGAUGAGAUCGAUUAAAGCUGCAUCCCUGCAGUGCUUUGUAAACGUGUUAAAGUCCCUUGUUGAAUGGGAAAAACAACAUAGAGAAGCUGACACAGCUUAUCAAGGGAAACAGUCUUCUGGAGAAGGUUUGAAUAAAGAACCCAAUGACAUAAGAGGCAGGGAAGAUGUACCUACUGACUUUGAGAAGUUAAAGGCACACAAAUCUACAAUGGAAGCAGCUAUUUCUGAAUUUAAUAGACAACCUGGUAAAGGGAUAGAAUAUUUGAUAUCAAGUGGGUUGGCUGAGAGAUCACCUGCAUCAAUUGCUCAAUUUCUUAGGAGUACUCCCAACUUGAAUAAGGCUAUGAUUGGUGACUAUUUGGGACAACAUGAGGAUUUUCCACUUGCUGUCAUGCAUGCUUAUGUCGAAUCUAUGAGUUUUUCUGGGAUGAAGUUUGAUAUCGCAAUUCGUGAAUUUCUUAGAGGAUUUCGACUUCCUGGGGAAGCUCAGAAGAUAGACCGCAUGAUGGAGAAAUUUGCUGAACGUUACUGUGCAGAUAAUCCCGACUUAUUCAAGAAUGCAGACACAGCUUAUGUUCUAGCAUAUGCAGUUAUAAUGUUGAAUACUGAUGCACAUAAUCCUAUGGUCUGGCCCAAAAUGUCCAAGGAGGAUUUUAUUCGCAUGAAUGUCAUGAAUGAAGCUGAAGAGAGUGCUCCUAAGGAACUUUUGGAGGAGAUUUAUGAUUCUAUUGUCAAAGAAGAGAUAAAAAUGAAAGAUGAUCUUGUAACUCUUGCAAAAAAUAACAAACACAAGCUGGAGUCGGAGGAGAGAGGUCGGCUUGUCAGUAUUCUUAAUCUAGCUCUUCCGAAAAGGAAGUCUUUGACCGACUCAAAGUCUGAGAAUGAAGCAAUCAUCAAACAGACUCAAGCUAUUUUCAGGAAUCAAGACGGGAAAAGAAGAGUGUUCUAUACUUCACACAAAAUAGAGCUUGUGCGCCCAAUGGUUGAAGCUCUGGGAUGGCCACUGCUUGCUACUUUUGCAGUUACUAUGGAGGAGGGCGAAAAUAAAGCCAGGGUUGUUCUUUGUAUGGAAGGAUUAAAAGCUGGAAUUCACAUCACACAUGUCCUUGGAAUGGACACCAUGCGCUAUGCAUUUUUGUCAUAUCUCUUCAGAUUUAAUUUGUUGCACGCACCAAGGGAUAUGAGAAGUAAAAAUGUAGAAGCAUUGCGGACUCUACUAUUAAUAUGCGAUUCCGAUCCUGGUGCAUUGCAGGAGUCCUGGAAUGCAGUGCUUGAGACUAUUUCUCGACUUGAAUUUAUUAUAUCUACUCCUUUUAUGGCUGCUAGUGUGAUGCAAGGGUCUAACCAAAUAUCUCGAGAUUCUCUUCUUCAGUCAUUGAGAGAGUUGGCUGGCAAGCCUGCUGAGCAGGUGUUUAUGAAUAGUGUUAAAUUGCCCAGUGAAUCCGUUGUGGAAUUUUUUACUUCUUUGUGUAAUGUGUCUGCUGAGGAAUUAAGACAGCUCCCACCACGUGUGUUCGGUUUGCAAAAGCUUGUUGAGAUCAGCUACUACAACAUGGCUCGCAUAAGAAUGGUAUGGGCUAGAAUAUGGUCUGUACUGGCUAGUCAUUUCAUUUUUGCUGGGAGUCACCCUGAUGAAAGAGUUGCAAUGUAUGCCAUAGAUUCUCUGCGGCAACUUGGGAUGAAAUAUUUAGAGCGUGCAGAGCUUGCCAAUUUCACAUUUCAGAAUGAUAUUUUAAAGCCAUUUGUAAUUCUUAUGCGCAACAACCAAAGUGAAUCCAUAAGGAGGCUUAUUGUUGAUUGUAUAGUACAGAUGAUAAAAUCCAAAGUUGGAAGUAUAAAAUCUGGCUGGAGAAGUGUAUUCAUGAUUUUUACAGCUGCAGCUGAUGAUGAUUCAGAACAAAUUGUUGAGAAUGCCUUUGAAAAUGUGGAACAAGUUAUCCUGGAACAUUUUGAUCAGGUAGUUGGAGAUUGUUUCAUGGAUUGUGUGAAUUGCUUAAUUAGGUUUGCCAAUAAUAAGAGCUCACACGGAAUCAGUUUGAAGGCUAUUGCACUGCUCCGCAUUUGUGAGGAUCGGCUUGCGGAGGGCCUUAUACCAGGUGGAGCUUUGAAGCCCAUUAACGAUAAUGCAGAUACGUCUUUUGAUGUUACUGAGCACUAUUGGUUUCCGAUGCUGGCUGGUCUUUCAGAUCUAACAUCCGAUCCUCGGCUAGAAGUUAGAAAUUGUGCACUAGAAGUUUUAUUUGAUCUACUGAAUGAAAGGGGCAACAAGUUUUCAUCCUCAUUUUGGGAAAGUAUAUUCCGGAGAGUGCUCUUUCCCAUUUUUGACCAUAUCCGACAUGCUGGACAAGAGAAUUUGACAUCUAGAGAUGAGUGGCUACGCGAAAGUAGCAUUCAUUCACUCCAGCUGUUGUGCAACCUAUUCAACACAUUUUACAAGGAUGUUUGUUUUAUGCUGCCUCCACUUCUUGGCUUGCUGUUAGAUUGUGCCAAAAAAACUGAUCAGUCAGUGGUGUCACUUUCGCUGGGUGCACUAGUGCAUCUGAUUGAAGUUGGUGGACACCAAUUUAGUGACAGCGAUUGGGAUACCUUGUUACAAAGCAUAAGAGAUGCUUCAUAUACAACACAACCCCUUGAGCUGCUGAACGAUUUAGGUUUUGAGAAUGCAAAGGACAAUGCACUAGGAGAUGCUAAAGUUGCUUCAGCUCGCACUGUUACCCAAAUGUCUGAUGGGGGUACACUUGGUAGUAUUUCAGAAGGCAGUGACUCUGAUAGCACUGCAAAGCAUAUUGGAUCAGAGAAGCUGGAUGAAAAGCAAGGGGUGAUUCGGCCUGUUGAUCAGGAUGGAAAUGAAGGCAUACCCUCACCUUCUGCAAGAACUAAAGUUUCUGGAGAACUUCAACGGAGUCAAACAAUAGGUCAAAAAAUUAUGGUAAAUGUGAUGGAUAAUCGCUUCCUUAGAAGUUUUACAUCUAAACCCAGAAGUCCAACUGCUGAAGCUUUGGCACCUUCAUCUUCCCCCAAGUUUUCCCAUGAUAUGGAGCCUGAUGCAAGAGAAGAGGAAGAAAGUUUAGUGUUGGCUACCAUUCGAAGCAAAUGCAUCACUCAAUUGUUGCUUUUAGGUGCCAUGGAUAGUAUUCAGAAGAAGUACUGGAACAAGUUGAAGGCCGCACAUAAAAUCACUAUACUGGACAUUUUAUUCACAGUGCUAGAGUUUGCUUCAUCUUAUAACUCAUAUGCAAGUCUCAGAAUGCGGAUGCACCAAAUUCCUGCAGACAGGCCGCCAUUAAACCUACUCCGCCAAGAGUUAGCUGGAACUUCUAUCUACCUUGAUAUCUUACAAAAGACAACCACAGAAUUUUAUACUGAAAAAGAUGGAUUGGAUGAAAAAGGUAUUUCUCAAAACGGUGAUCAUGUGGUGGGGAGAAGCGAUGCCACAUCAGUGGGAAAAGUAGAAGAAAACAAACUUCAGGGACUAGCAGAAGAGAAGUUAGUGUCAUUUUGUGGACAGGUUUUGAGUGAAGUGUCAGACUUCCAGUCGUGCAUGAGGGAAGAUGCUAAUAUGGAUGUUCAUCGGGUUCUAGAAUUAAGGUCUCCCAUCAUUGUUAAGGUGUUGAAGGGAAUGUGCUCAAUGAACAGAAGAAUAUUCAGAAGUCACCUACGAGAGUUCUAUCCUUUGAUUACCAAACUUAUAUGUUGCGACCAGAUGGACGUGCGCGGAGCUCUCUCAGAUCUGUUCACUAACCAGUUGGCUGUGCUGUUGAAGUAACAACUUCUCAAUCCCGAGAAAUGGUAAUGUGUGAAGCCAUUUUCAAUAUCUUUUACUUGUCAUUUCCCCCCUUUGUUCAACCUUUUCGCCAUCCUUUUGUAGACUGUUUAUGGCCUGUUUGUUCCAUCCUAUGUAGUUAGCAGAAUACAAGGUUAUCUAUAGUGCAAAAAAUUUUACCAAUCAAAAGAGUAAAUCUAUCAAGUUUUGUGUUAGGGUAGUUUUCCCAAGUGUAUGUUUAUGGUAAGGCAGUAAAGGCAGUGGAAUCGAAAAUACUCAAAAGUGUGAAGGUUUGGAAAUCAAGAUAAUUUCUUCAUUUGGUGCCCUUGGUAAUCUUAACGUUGCCGUUUUGGGUGGUCGUGGACAUCCAAGAUUUUGGCCGCUCAUAUUGGUGAUCUCUUAAAAGGGUUUCUCUUCAAUCUUUUCUUAAUAGUCAUGUCAUUUUCUUUAUUAUAUUAGACUUCGAAACUUGUGGGCACAUGUUACAGAAAUGGAUGAAAGUAAUGUAGUCGCUAGGUAUUGAU
Cuscuta campestris is the source of this 6092-nucleotide messenger RNA. The record is from the annotation of a GenBank genome assembly. Lineage: Eukaryota; Viridiplantae; Streptophyta; Magnoliopsida; Solanales; Convolvulaceae.